AGGAUGAUUUUUAUAGUGUUUAAUUAAAAUAAGAGAUGAGUAGAAUAUAAUAUUAUGUAAAAUAAACAUCACAGUUCUCUUUGUCUUUGCACUGGUCCGUCUGUUAAAAGGUGGCUGUUAGUUGUUACAGCACAGAGUGUUUGUUGUGUUGUUUUAGUUAAAGCUUAGCUUAGCUUAUCUGGUCGGUGUUUAAUACUGAAAGAGAUAAAAAAAAAAGUUGUUUAAUUGCUCACAUGCUAGUUGAAACGCUUGUGUAUAGUAUGCCAAUCUCAAAAUUGUGCCCAAAAAAGAGCUUAUUAUGCUCUUUUGUUCAUAUCACAGAACCCAUAUUUAGGCGUUUCAAGAAUCUGCCUAAUCUUUAUUGCUUGUUUCUCAAUUUUCCUUCUUGUGGGUCUACCUUAAUAUAAUUCUAACGUCCGCUUUUCUUGUUAUUGCUUCAAGUUAUCUAAAAAGUUUCAGUUUUUUUCUUUCUUUUUUGUACCAUCAUUGAGUUUGGGGUGUUUUCUUGAAAUUGGUUAGUAUAUGGGAUGGGUGGGGUGAAGCUGCUCCUUCUUUGCUUGGUGGUGUUGGAGUUAUGUGCCUUUGCUUUCUCUCAGGGAUCUAAAGGUUUCAGUUUAUCCCUCUCUCCAUCAGCAUCCACUGCAAUUCCUCCUAUUGAAGAGGGAAUUCCCUCUUCCGUCUCUCAUGGGAAUGCAUUGAGAAGUAAUGCACCUGCUCCUGCAUUUGAGCUAAAUGGGACUUCUCCUCCUGCAAAUGUUUUUCCACCACUGAAACAAGUUCUUACACCAUCUCAGCAACCAAGUGCUCCUAUAAUAUUGCCAACACCCAGUUCAGCCCCACCCGCAAUCACUUCGGCCCCGCCACAAAUCGCUUCUCUACCAGCUCCUCCUCCUCCUGUGAUUACGUGGAAUGUUCCUGCUCCAGUUCUGCCUCCAAGUGCUCCUAAGACAGAUCAUCGACAUACUGAGCAGCCUGUCGUUGUGCCAGAAGCUCCUGCACCAGUCUCGUCAUCCAGAAGGAAAUCACCUGACGAUGCACCAACUAAAGCUCCACGGGUACCUGGAUCUACGCCACCUAGUGAGAGCAGGCCAUCAGAGAGUCCUCUCUCCUCAAAUGGCCCGGGUCCAAGGGAAAAUCCGCAAAAUUCACUGCCCACUCUCCCAAGAAGUCCAGAUUUUUCACCAUCCAUUCCACCAGUCCUGAAUGCGCCUGCCCCAAGGGAAAAGCCACAAAAUCGACUGCCCACCCUCCCAAGAAAUCCAGAUAUUUCACCAUCCAUUCCACCAGUCCUGAAUGCACCUGCCCCAAGGGAAAAGCCACAAAAUCCACUACCCCUCCCAAGAAAUCCAGAAAUUUCACCAUCCACUCCACCAGUCCUGAAUGCGCCUGUCCCAAGGGAAAAGCCACAAAAUCCACUGCCCACCCUCCCAAGAAAUCCAGAUAUUUCACCAUCCACUCCACCAGUCCUGAAUGCCCCUGCCCCAAGGGAGAAGCCACAAAAUCCACUACCCACCCUCCCAAGAAAUCCAGAAAUUUCACCAUCCACUCCACCAGUCCUGAAUGCGCCUGCUCCAAGGGGAAAGCCCCAAAAUCAUCUGCCCACCCACCCAAUCAUUCCAGAAGUCUCACCAUCUAUUCCACCAGUCCUUAAUGCGCCUUCUCCAAGGGGAAAGCCACAAGAUCCACUGCCCGCCCGCCCAACCAAUCGCGAAGUCUCACCAUCUAUUCCACCAGCGACAGUUUCACCACCUCCAAGGAAGUUGCCUAACAAUUCACCACCCAGCCAUCCAAGAUUUCCUCUAAAACCUCCAUCCGUUUCACCAGUUAAGCAUGAUAUAACCCCUGUAUCAACUCCGUGGCCAAGCAUCAACCACAAAAGAGCAAGUGCUCCAACUGUUGCACCUCCUAAUAGAAUGACCAAUCGGCAUCCAGCAAAAGCUCCCACUGAACACAAAGCCAUGGGCCGCUCUACUAAUGCUCCUCCUCAUAAAUUCCCUAAUUCUCCCCUAUCUGCACCUUCAACCUCAUUUCAGAGGGAUCACCACCUAAAAGAUAAUAUGACAGCAAUCACUCCAUCACCCUAUGAAGUUUAUCCUCCUGUUUCAACUGAACCAGGUCCGUUGAUCCCUCCAUCUCCUUCGUUUCACUCAAAAUCAUAUCCAAAGACUAACCUUAGGCCCCACUCUCAUUCACCAGGAACGUCGGUAUCACCGUUGCUUGCGCCUUUAACUUCUCCAGAAAGCCACGAUUCUCCUUCCAUAUCAGAGUCUCCAACUGCUUCAUCUAGACCAACUAAAAAACCAUUUGUUUCCCCUACAAUGUCUCCCUCUGGGUCUCCACCAAGGCAUCCAAAGAUACCGCGUCCAUUUCAAGCACUACCGCCUCCACCUCCUAAUCAAGAUUGCGCAUCAUUGACUUGUGCAGAGCCUUUCACAAAUGGUCCACCAAAAGCACCUUGUGUUUGUGUCUUGCCUAUGCGAGUUGGACUACGCCUUAGUGUAGCACUCUACACCUUCUUCCCUUUGGUUUCAGAGCUGGCAACAGAAAUUGCUGUUGGGGUAUUUAUGGAUCCAAGUCAAGUUCGUAUUAUGGGAGCAAAUUCAGCCAGCCAGUAUCCAGAGAAGACCAUUGUCCUUAUUGAUUUAGUACCCCUUGGAGUAAAAUUUGAUAACACUACAGCAUUUCUGACAUCACAAAGAUUCUGGCACAAACAAGUUAUUAUAAAAGCUUCUCUUUUUGGUGAUUAUGAUGUGUUGUAUGUGCAAUAUCCAGGUCUUCCUCCGUCUCCACCGUCAGCAGCUUCAGACAUUGAUACCAUAGGUAGCCAACCAUAUCCUGGUGAUAAUAAUGGAAGGACCAAGCCCCUUGGAGUUGAUGUCAGCGGGAAACAGCACAAAAAUGGGCCAAAUCAGAGUGUCAUAGCAGUAAUUGUAUUGUCAGCCUCUGUCGCAGUUAUUUUAGGCUGUGCCGUUGCAUGGGUUUUGCUUUUCAGACAUAGAGAUCGUGGGUAUCAGUCAGAACCAACUCCACUAACUACAUUACCAUCCCUUGCAAAGUCAUCAGGGAUUGCAACCUCCAUCAUUGGGAGCAGGCCAAACUCUCCUUCAUUAUCCUUUAGUUCUAGCUUUGCUGCGUAUACUGGUUCGGCUAGAACAUUCAGUUCAAAUGAAAUUGAGAGAGCAACUGACCACUUCAAUGAAGCAAGAGUACUAGGUGAAGGGGGAUUUGGUGUUGUUUAUAGUGGUGUGCUUGAUGAUGGGAUGGAAGUGGCAGUGAAAGUCCUCAAGAGAGAUGAUCAACAGGGUGGUCGUGAAUUUUUGGCCGAAGUAGAGAUGCUUAGCCGCCUCCAUCAUAGGAACUUGGUCAAGUUGAUAGGAAUAUGUCUUGAGGAGCGCAGUCGCUGUUUACUUUAUGAGCUCAUCCCAAAUGGAAGCGUGGAAUCUCAUCUUCAUGGUAUUGACAAGGAAAUUUCUUCACUUGAUUGGAAUGCCCGAAUAAAAAUAGCUCUUGGUGCUGCCCGAGGCCUGGCCUAUUUGCAUGAAGAUUCCAGUCCCCGAGUCAUACACAGGGAUUUUAAGUCUAGUAACAUCUUACUGGAACAUGAUUUCACCCCGAAAGUGUCUGAUUUUGGUUUGGCAAGAGCUGCAUUAGAGGAAGGGAGCAGACACAUAUCGACUCGAGUCAUGGGAACUUUUGGGUAUGUAGCUCCAGAAUAUGCUAUGACAGGGCAUCUUCUUGUAAAAAGUGAUGUUUACAGCUAUGGGGUUGUCCUGCUUGAGCUGCUAACUGGAAGAAAGCCAGUGGAUAUGUCCCAGCCACCAGGUCAAGAGAAUUUAGUCGCUUGGGCACGCCCACUCCUUACGAGUGAAGAAGGUCUUGAGUUGAUUGUGGAUCGUACUUUGGGGCCUGAUUUCCCUUUUGAUGACAUCGUAAAAGUAGCUGCUAUUGCUUCAAUGUGUGUUCAACCAGAGGUAUCUCACAGGCCUUUCAUGGGUGAGGUCGUCCAGGCCUUGAAGCUGGUAUGUAGCGAAUGCGAACAGACAAAAGGCAUCAUGUCUCGAAGUUGUAGCCGAGAUGAUCUGUCUAUUGACAUGGAUGGUAGGAUAAGUACAUCUUCAAGCCAAGUGUUGAACACUAGACGACCUCAAUCCCCGGGCUCUAACUCAGACAGUGAGUUGGACGUUGAGAGGGGACUUUCAAUGUCAGAUUUACUUAGUCCAUUAGCAAGAUAUGGGAAGCAAGAAUCUGGUUCAUUUAGGAGGUACUCUAGCUCAGGUCCUAUCAGAAAAGGAAAAACCAGGAGGCUAUGGCAUAAAAUGAGAAGAUUAUCUGGAGGUAGUGUGAGCGAGCAUGGCGUGAUGUUUGGGUUACGGCCUGGAUCCCACUAAUCGUGGUUGAAGUUUCCAUCUUGGAUUUUGAUAAAUUUUGCUGCAAAAUGUCAAUUUUCACCAUCCAUGCCGGAUAUACUAGAUUGCAUGGAAUUGUACAGCACCUUCUUUGGUCUUCUUGACCAAGACAGAUUGAGGAAGCAAAUAUCAGCAUACUCAAAUUGUUCUGAAUGCUGCCGCAUAAUCCAUAAGUAUGAUAAGCCCUCCAUUAAAAGCUGGGAAGAACUGUGUUCGAGGAGAUAUCUGAAUAGGGAUUUCAUCUUAUGUAAGAAGAUUGUAUUUAUUGUAACAUGCUAAUUGUUCAUAAUGGGAAUCAUAGUUCUUUCUCUUCUUGUAUUGAGUUCAAAUCUUGGAGGCAAAAGAGUGAUUUUCUGCUAAGAUCUGCUAAUACUAAAGGUUAUGCAAAACAUGUUUUAUUCUU
Lycium barbarum (goji berry) is the source of this 4809-nucleotide messenger RNA. RefSeq names its product receptor-like serine/threonine-protein kinase ALE2. The record is from RefSeq and is a predicted model, not a curated record. NCBI's taxonomy places the organism in Eukaryota, Viridiplantae, Streptophyta, Magnoliopsida, Solanales, Solanaceae. Gene Ontology annotation, molecular function: protein kinase activity; ATP binding. The transcript has 22 exons. Bases 528 to 4388 code for a protein of 1286 amino acids. Gene Ontology annotation, biological process: protein phosphorylation.